This is a messenger RNA of Labrus mixtus (cuckoo wrasse), 4126 nucleotides long. It is a transcript of the gene raver1, whose product is annotated as ribonucleoprotein, PTB-binding 1. Gene Ontology annotation, cellular component: cytosol. The record is from RefSeq and is a predicted model, not a curated record. NCBI's taxonomy places the organism in Eukaryota, Metazoa, Chordata, Actinopteri, Labriformes, Labridae. Bases 48 to 2303 code for a protein of 751 amino acids. Gene Ontology annotation, molecular function: mRNA binding. The transcript has 15 exons.
AAUCCAACUCAGUGUCCAGAGCGAUAAAACUUCCACCAAACUCAGUGAUGGCGGCCGUCGUGUCUGUUAGCACCGCUGCCAGCGAUGAAAACACAGAUACAGGGUUCAGUUUCGACACUCGUCCACUUCACGAUAAUUACGACCCCGUUGAGGACCACGAAAACUGGAUGACCGGAGGCCACCGGCAUCCCGAACUCGAGGCCGGCGAAGAGGACUCAACUCCUGAACGCGAGUGUCAGCGUCGGGUCGACGAGGACUUGACAUCAGUGAGCCCCGAAGAAAUACAGAGCCGCUUAGAGAGAACUCGCCGGGAGUUUUACAACCGUAGAAAAAUUAUAAUAAAAAAUCUUCCAUCCGACGUUAGUAAUCAGGAGGUUCAUGAACUGCUCGGCAACUAUGACUUGAAGUACUGCUUUGUGGACAAAUACAAGGGAACAGCGUUUGUGACACUGCUCAAUGGGGAACAGGCACAGUGUGCAAUCAAAGAGUUCCACCAGCAUAUGCUACGAGACAGGGAGAUCUCUGUGCAGCUGCAGCCAACAGACGCUCUGCUGUGCAUUGCCAACUUGCCCUGUGCGUUCACGCAGCAGCAGUUCGAGGAGUUGGUGCGACCCUUUGGUAACCUGGAGCGAUGCUUUCUGGUUUAUAGCGCCUCCACAGGCCACUCCAAAGGCUAUGGCUUUGUGGAGUACAUGAAGAAGGACUCUGCAGCUAGGGCCAAGUCUGAGCUUUUAGGAAAGCAGCUGGGCUCCCGCAUGCUGUAUGUUCACUGGACCGAGGUGGGCUCCCUCACUUACCCACUGCUGCACUCUAAAUGCCUGUGUGUGGACCGCCUGCCCCCAAGCCUGCUGACAGCCAUGGACCUCCGCAACGCCCUAGCUGACACCCAUGCACCAGUCUUCUGCCAGUUGGCACAGGGACAAGAUGGAAGUUUUCGGCGGUUUGCCGUGUUGGAGUUCGCUACAGCUGAAAUGGCAGAGGAGGCACAGCGACCAACCGAUGGCAGGCUGCUGGGCGGGACGCAUAUCAGGGUGUCCUUCUGUGCCCCUGGCCCUCCUGGAAGGAGCAUGUUGGCUGCUCUUAUUGCUGCUCAAACCAUGGCUGUGAAUAGGGGUAAAGGUCUCCUCCCUGACCCCACAGCCAUGCAGAUACUUACAGGCCUCAAUAACCCCGCCACUCUUAAGAUGCUGCUCAACCCACUCUCACAGGGACACAAACAAGGCCUGCUCGGUGCUGCCCCUACGAUGCCCCUGCUGGCCAACCCUGCCCUCUCUGCUGCGCUGCUCCAGCUGCUCCUUCAGAACCAGGCCAAGGCCCAGCAGCAAGCCUUUCUGGGAAACCAUCUUCUGUGGGCUCAGGUGCUGCAUAAUAAAGAGAACCCUUUUGUUCCUUGUGCAGGACUCAUUGGGGAGAAUCCUCUGGCUGCUCUGCCUGUCCAGCAGGGAGUCCAUCUGCUCGGAGACCUUCCCCAAGGUCUUGGGCUUCAGACGGAUCCUCUGAACCCUCUAAAGCCGAUGUCACUUGGCAGAGCCCUGACAAGGGAGCAGGAGUCCCCAACAGCAGCUUGCACCUUCCCACAGACUUCCUCUCCCACUCUGCAGGGCAUCUCCAUGCCUCUGAUGGGUGGCAUGAUAGGGGCAGAUGGCCUCACAGCACAGGGGGUAUCCAUUCUUGGAGAUCCUCCCAAAGAUGGGAACCAUCCUCAGAGUGCCUUUCUAAGUGUCAACAAUGGUUUUCCGUCAGGAGGAAGCUGCAGACCUCACCCCUAUAGAAAGAGGCCAACUCUUAGUAAUGUGUCUAACCAGCAUACACACCAGAGCAUCCAGCCAAAUUACAACCUGCGCUACCAGGACUCCUACAGCCCAGAAUAUCCUCCCCUCCACCAGGAUCCACUGGCCCACUUGUAUGAACAGCAGGAGAACAUCGACACUGGAGCCCUGGCAGGGUUUGGCCACCAGCUUUCUCGUCACCAUGAAUUCAGCGAGCAGUUUUCCCACUGCAGUUACCCUCCCAGCCCGCCCAUGUCUUACUUCAGCUCAGGGCCCGAGGCCUGUAGCAGCAGUAGCCUUCCUGCCACCCAGCUCAACAGGGCUGUUGGAAUGCCUCCUGUAAGCCACGCUGACCACUACCCCCCAGGUCUUGGUAAUGCUGGGAAGACUCCCAUUGGAAGCCAGAAGCGCGUGUUCUCCCGACUGAUUCCAUCUCCAGAGCCGAGUCCAGAGGGCAGCUAUGUGGGCCAGCACUCCCAGGGCCUUGGUGGCCACUAUGCAGACUCCUACCUGAAGCGAAAGCGUAUAUUCUGAAGACUGCCCAAUGCAUCCUUAUGCACGAGCCAUUCAACAGCCAAGACACAGUGUGCAUCUCCUCCAGCCUCCUCCAGUGAACUGUAUAGCUUGGUGGUCCUCGGAUUUAUCUCGUGUAUUUCUGUGAGUGACCCCUGGAGGGCGCUAGGGAGUGCAGCCUGUUGCUAUCUGGACAGUUGUGUCACUCCAUGGGAAUUCUUGGUGGUUGUUUUUUCCUUUUUUCUGUGUGUGUGUGUAUAUAUGAUUUUUAGUGUGUUGGUAAAAUAAGUUUUAACUUUUCCCCCCUUUUUUUUUUUUUAAAUUAGACUUUUAAUUUCUUGUUGAGAAACUUGUACAGUGAGAAAAAAAUGGUUAAUUAGCUAAUGAAGUCUUAUCUUUUAAGCGUUUUUAACUCCAGUGUUUGUGUGUGUGUGUGUGGUGUCAGCAGAGCUACAGAUGGUUUGGCCCGUUUUUAGUGGCAGCUUGAGGCUGCUCUGUGUUUGACAAUUCACUUAAGUGAUGCUGUCUGUAAUUUCAGGCAAAGGGACUUGCAUAGUGUAAAAACAAGCUUUACUUUGAAGGUUCUCUUUUUUUUUUUUUUUUUUUUUUAAAGCCUUCCUUAUUUCCUGUAAAAAGUUCAGUAGUUUGUUUAAAUGUGAUGGUGUUUUCGUGUUGUGUUUUCGUUUCCCCUUUCCUUUCCACAGGGUUGUAUCUUUUGCUCUAUGACUCUUCCUGGAUUCAGGCCUCUACUUGUUGGUCACAUGCAGCUUUCCAUCCACCAAUGACAGCUGUAUGUACCUGCCUUUAUGUUUAUGACGUGAAGUUUUUCCGAUAAUUCCGGCACGUUUUGUCUCAAGACCUACCUGUUCCACGUUGUUUGUCUUUUGAGCCACAGCCUCCAAUAUGUUUACGGAGUCUGUUCACUAUAUUAGUUGUCGAUUGAUGCACUUGGAGAGGGCACAUGUCACAACUCUGAUCUGUUUUCACCGCCGUAUUCAAGUCUCGUCUCACUCAUUUGUACAUAAGUUAAAUAUUUUCUGUGUGUGAGUUCAGUUUUCAAAAUUAUAUUUGAACGUCUUUUGGAAGUCCAAACACCACACCUGGAUUGUUGAGUUGGUUGGAUGGGGUGCUGGAAAUGUGCUGUGAGCUAUCUCUCAAGCUGCCAGCAGGUGGUGAAUACAGGAACAUGAACCAUCUCUCGCUCAGCCAGAGAGGCUCGACUCUGAGUGAAAUGAGCCACUCAAGGCGAGUAGAUAGCAGCUGGAGUGAUAGACACAGCCUGUGUUCAAAGGUUUCAGUACUGGUGGGAGUUUUGGUAUAAAUGGAAGCUUGUGGCAGGUGAUUGGUCAGUGACAUGACUGUCCUGUUUUUUUUUUUUCUUCCUUUUUUUUAUUUUAUAUAAUUAUCUGAUUGACAGUUUGAUUGUGAAAACCCAUUACCUCUGACUUCUGCUAGGAAAUGCAGCUACACGUGAGCCUGAACUGUGCUUUGCAUCCAUCAACAUUUACCAUUUCUGUGUUAUUUGCUGUGUAAAGAGUUGGGUGUGAUCAUUUUCUCGAGUCCAACUUUUUUUUGUUUUCUUAAUCAUACCUGCCUCUGGUCUGGUGUUUUGAAUGAAUUUGCUGCUCCUCUUGUUUUUGUUCUCUGCCUGUUUGUUUGAAUCUGAUGUGACAGAGUGGUGCCACAGCAGACUGCUCAUGUUGUGUAUGGACCAAGAGAUGCAGCUGUACUGUAUGACAGUCAUCUAUUUCAAUUGAUUGGAUUCUAACUGCUAUCUUCACAUCUGUACCGCCAUGGUUGUCUGUAUGUGUGUGAUGUGAGCAAGUAAAUGUUAUUUAAACUCA